Messenger RNA from Salvia hispanica, 1021 nucleotides. RefSeq names its product soluble inorganic pyrophosphatase 1. Gene Ontology annotation, molecular function: magnesium ion binding; inorganic diphosphate phosphatase activity. NCBI's taxonomy places the organism in Eukaryota, Viridiplantae, Streptophyta, Magnoliopsida, Lamiales, Lamiaceae. Gene Ontology annotation, cellular component: cytoplasm. The record is from RefSeq and is a predicted model, not a curated record. Gene Ontology annotation, biological process: phosphate-containing compound metabolic process.
GAACCCAUUAUAAAUAUUUAUGCCGAAUUGAGUUGACUACCAGUCCCCUUUUCUAUAUAAACCCCUCUAACUAACCUAUUACAGCAUCAAACGCGUGCUAUUUCUUUUGGUUUUCGCAAUUUCAUUUCAAUUUCUAGUCUCCUAUCUUCUAAUCCAGUAAAAUAUGAGCAACCAAACUGGAACCGAGUACUCAGUUAAAAAGAAGCCAACUCCAAAGUUGAAUGAGAGGAUCCUCUCGUCUUUGUCACGGAGAUCAGUUGCUGCUCACCCCUGGCAUGAUCUUGAGAUUGGACCUGGAGCACCAGAAAUUAUUAAUGUUGUGAUUGAGAUUCCAAAAGGAAGUAAAGUGAAAUAUGAGCUUGACAAGAAAACUGGUCUCAUCAAGGUUGAUCGUAUAUUGUAUUCAUCGGUAGUCUAUCCUCAUAAUUACGGUUUCAUUCCUCGAACUCUAUGUGAAGACAAUGACCCUAUGGAUGUCUUAGUCAUUAUGCAGGAACCUGUAGUUCCUGGUUGUUUCCUGCGAGCCCGGGCCAUAGGCCUUAUGCCUAUGAUUGAUCAGGGAGAGAAAGAUGAUAAGAUCAUUGCAGUAUGUGCUGACGACCCUGAGUAUCGCCACUACACCGACAUCAGCCAGCUCCCACCUCACCGUCUUGCUGAAAUCAGACGCUUCUUUGAAGACUAUAAGAAGAAUGAGAACAAGGAGGUAGCAGUUGAUGAGUUUUUGCCUUCAGAUACUGCUGUAGAAGCCAUCCAGCACUCCAUGGACCUCUACGCCGAAUACAUCAUGCAAACCUUGAGGAACUGAAUGAAUUCAAAAGAGAGAUACACAACUUUUUUAUUGUUGUAGUUUUGUGGUGUUGUGUUGUUUUUUUGGGUGAUUAUAUUUGUUACACUCCAAGGGAACUGUAGCUUAGCUCAACCACCAGUUUAUUUUCAUGCUUUGUUCCUUAAAACAAAUAAGUUGUGUAAUUCUCAUCGCGUAUUUUACUAUUCUCUUUAUAAAAUACUCAUUUGAACACCA